Culex pipiens pallens (northern house mosquito) is the source of this 981-nucleotide messenger RNA. RefSeq lists its product as uncharacterized. The record is from RefSeq and is a predicted model, not a curated record. The transcript is spliced from 2 exons. The coding region runs from base 258 to 716 and encodes 152 amino acids. Lineage: Eukaryota; Metazoa; Arthropoda; Insecta; Diptera; Culicidae.
AAGGCAGUGGUUCGUCUUGUUGCCACCGUUGCCACAAAUUCGAAGAUUUUUUGGACAUCAGAUCAGAUUCUUUAGUUGGCCACCACCGAGCUUACUGGCGCGAGCUGUACACCGUCAAGUAUUCGGACCAUUUGACCGGGCUGAUCAGUGUGGCCCACGAGAAGAAUAUUUUUAUCACGCGCUUCACCAGGUGUCACGCCGGAGAUUAUUCCACUGUUGCGCGGAGUGGUCACCAACCCGAACUGUGCAGCUCGGACAUGAGGAUCAGCUCGUCCGAUAUCAAGAUGGAAACGGAAAACGAGGACGGAAUCUGCCAGGAGGAUGCGACGGCAUUCUUGUCGCAGAUUGUGUACCAUCCGCGGCUGGCGCUGAAAAAUGCCAUCGCAAACUGGUUGCCGAAGAUUUAUCAAGAAAAGGAAGCCGAUCAGCAAACCGCAACCGGCUGUACCGAUGUGAGUACCGAUGGAAUUGGAAAAGCUUUUCCCUCUCAACUAAUCCACCCUUUUCCCCCCAUGCACAGUGGUCAUGUCCAUCAUUCCAAUCAUUCCAUCGGUCAACACGUGCAUGACGCUGACGAGCACCAGCACGACGACGACGACCACCGCGAACCCGAUGCACUAUGGGCCAUCUCCAUACAAACAGGCGGCCAAAUUAUUUUUUUGCUUUUUAAAUGUUUUUUUGAUACAAAUUUAGGUAAUUGUAUGGUAUUGAAAUGAUAUACGUCGAUUUUUAUGACUUUUCAUGUUUUUCAAUAGUUGAUUGUUUAUAAUAAAUAGUCUUUUCAUACAUUUGCAAGUGAAACAGAAUUGCAUAUAUAUUAUAUUGCAAGUUUAUAUUAUUAAAUUAUGGAUAAGCUCCUCCCCCCCACUUUAAGGACACAACCCCUCCCUCCUCUUUCUUUCACCCCCCCCCCCCCUCUCCUCCUCCCCAACCAACAAAUUUUUGUUAAGCGUAAUAAAUUCAUUUUAAGUCAAAUAUUUA